Plodia interpunctella (Indianmeal moth) is the source of this 3469-nucleotide messenger RNA. It is a transcript of the gene alka, whose product is annotated as alkaliphile. The record is from RefSeq and is a predicted model, not a curated record. Gene Ontology annotation, molecular function: transmitter-gated monoatomic ion channel activity involved in regulation of postsynaptic membrane potential; transmembrane signaling receptor activity; chloride channel activity. The transcript is spliced from 12 exons. NCBI's taxonomy places the organism in Eukaryota, Metazoa, Arthropoda, Insecta, Lepidoptera, Pyralidae. Gene Ontology annotation, biological process: chloride transmembrane transport; signal transduction; nervous system process. Bases 212 to 1624 code for a protein of 470 amino acids. Gene Ontology annotation, cellular component: synapse; plasma membrane; neuron projection.
CGAACACGCAACCCAUGGCAUAAGGACCAAGUUUCAGUCUAACCAUCGCGGGGGCUCGCCCGACCGCGCGAAGUGUCAGUGAAGUGAAACAGAAGUGACCGUAUUGGAUCUUUUUUUUGAGUUGAUUUGGACUUGUUAUGGUCUUCGUGACAAACGUGGGACGUUGUAAUGAGCUCCAAAAGUGUGAGGGCUCCAGUGGCUGGCCAAGAAAAUGAGUCCGUGCACCUGGCCUACCACGCUUUUCUUUUUAAUAUGGUUAUGCAAUGACGUCGUGUCAAAACGAAACCACACGUUGAAGCCUAGAGUCGUACUUCCUGAAAAUUAUGUUAAAGAAAUACGACCACCAGCACGAAAAGGCCAGCCUGUUAUCGUCGAGUUCAGCAUCUACGUAGUCGAUGUCAACUCCAUCAACGUGGAGGAUAUGGAUUUUAGAGUGGACAUGUUCAUCAGACAGACGUGGCGUGAAAGCCGUUUGCAGCUGCCCGAAGACAUAUUCGAAGAAGGAGACGACCACGUGACACUUCCGCCAGAGUUCUUUGACAAUCUGUGGCAUCCCGACCCGUACUUCUUGAAUUCCAAAGUCACAGGAGGAGCGUUAUACUACCGGCAACCGUCGACCGAGAUCGCCGAGCUGACGCACAAAUUUUCUUCAGUGACCUUGUACAGGAACCAGACGGUGCGGUACGCGGCUCGGAUGCACGCCAUCAUCGCUUGCCAGAUGGAGUUCCAACUCUAUCCCAUGGACAUACAGUCGUGCCCUAUCUACAUCGAGAGCUUUUCUUACAGUAACCAGAAAGUGAGAUUCCGGUGGAGUGAAGCUGGGGUGACGAUAAAUCCAGAGCUAAAAUUACUACAGUACCACAUAGGAGAGCCUCUGAGACUGGAAGAAACGAAUGGAUAUAUGAUUGACAAGGACGGUAACUACUCGCGGCUGGUGGUCUACUUCAGGUUCGAGCGUCAGAUCGGUCACCACUUGAUACAGACAUUCGCGCCCUCCUCCUUGGUGGUCAUGCUGUCCUGGUUCAGCUUCUGGCUAGACCUAGACGCGAUCCCGGGCAGGGUCACUCUGCUGGUGACCUGUAUGCUGACACUGGUCACCAUGUUCACCGGCCUCCGUGCUGACAUCCCGCCAGUCGCUUAUGUCAAAGCUCUAGAUUUGUGGAUGGCCGGCUGUAUGAUGUUUGUGUUCGCCGCUCUGGGCGAGUUCGUGGUGGUGAAGGUGCUCGACAAGCAAUACCAGAUGAACAAGAGCAAGCAGGAGACAAUACCUAGGAUAAUCCCUGUGCGCCUCAAUGGUGAGAAAGGUUCCUGCGGCACGGUGGCAGCCUGGGACAGUAGCGGGGUUCGGUGCCGGAAGGUGGACCUGACGUCUCCCACGUCACCGCCGGCCGCGACACCGGCCGUCCACCCUGCGCCGGGCGCGCACAGCACACCGCAUCUCGUCGGCGUCGAGCGGAGGCAGAGCAUCUUACAGGUGGCCUGGUUAGACGCCGACACCGGCCAAGAGCGAGUGCUGUGGAGGGAGAUAGACAAGCUUUCCCGCGUGGUUUUCCCCGCGUUGUUCCUCCUAUUCGUGACCAUGUACUGGCCCGUACUGCUUCUUAAGACAAAGACGUCUUCAUAACGUUCAAAAGUUAUUGAAAGCCAUCAUUAUUGUCAAACGAUUAUAAUAAAAAUUAAAGUACCUACCUAAGGAUGGAUUGCACCAGUCAACUUUGACGAACGCAAAGUACAUCAUUUUAUCUUGACGACAAAGUUGACUGGUGCAACUAAAUGUAAGUACGUAAGUAUAUUAUUUUCCAAAAAAAAAAAAGUUUUAUGAAAGUCGUCUUUACCUACAUUGCUUAGUAUUUUUGGCUAUGUUAAAACUAAGCAUUAAGUAGAUUUACUAGCCUAUUCUAGGGCGGAACCCAAUCGGAACCACACCCUUUAAAUUCAUAGAAAAAGUAUUAAUUUCAAAGCCAUAAUAUUCAUAACACGUUUAAAUAUUGAUGGCUAUGAUGUUGUAUAUAUAUUUCAUCAACUUAAUAAAGAGCUUAUAAUAUUUGUUUAAAAAUAGGAAUUAGAUAAAUUUGCCAUUUUUUGUAUAAUCAGUAAUAACAUCGUUUGUCGUAUCAAUUGAAUUUUAAAAUUAUAACCUAGAUGAAAAAAAUACAAAUAUAGAUAUUUUACAAAAAUAAAUAUAUAUAUAUAUAUAUGAUUCAAAAGCACAAAUAAUUCAAAAUCAUUUUUAAAUCCUCAUACGAAAGUUAAAAACUAAAAUGAGUAUUGAGUAUCUAAAUAACUUACAUCAAAUCUAAAUAAAAAUAUUUAGUAAUUUUUAAAGUUGCCAUUUCAAUUUUUGCAAUUAAUUGAAAAUGUUUCAGACGUAAAUCGUAUGAUAUAAUAUAGAUAUUUUUGCAUUAGUGAUUUUAGUUUUUUAUGUUCGUUAAUUUUAGAUAUUGGUUUGGCAUUAAAUUUAUUACACGAGCGUAAGUAUUUGGCUUAAAUAAUAUAUUAUUAUAUUUAUAUAUAAUAGGUUUCGCUAAGCGUUAUGAGGUGCUGAUAGAAAAUUAAUUAGUGAGAUUGUUUCAGACUUAAUAUUAUAUUAAACCAGGCUAUUGUGAUUUGUAGGAAUAAUUCAAAUAAUAUAUUUAUUGAAAUUGUUAAAUAGCUUUCUAUUGUAAGUUAAUACAAACUUAUGACAACACAUUUUUAUUAUUAUAUAAAAUACUGACGAAAGGAAAGACUAGAAAUGUUGUAUUAAUUUCAUGUUGACUUUUUGUUUUUUUUUCUCUGUCACUUUCUUUUUACUUAUCGCUCCUGGGUAGAUUUAUGUCGAUAUAAAUCCAUGUGAUGGAGUUUUUUCGAAAUUUGAUAGGUAGUUAUAUGAUAUUAAUUUAAGGGUGCUUAAAAUCAUUAUUUUAUAAAUACCACUUCUCAUGACCAUUGUUCAGCUUUAAAUCAUUGUGAUAGUUUACAUAAUAAAAUAUAAAUACUUUAUAUAACUAUGUAAAUUGUAGAAGAUCAAUAAUAGUUACUUAACAUAAAAAUCACUUAAGAAAAUGAAUUGUUCAUAACAAUUCAUUUUCUUGUUAUAAAAGAACCAGAGGUUAUAAUAUAUAUAAACAUUUUUGCCUAAAACGUAAAUAUUUUGAAAUUAUAAAUUUCGAACUUGUACAUUCACAAAUAAAAACCCACCGUUUAAAAAUAUUAAAUUAAUAUUUUUUUAAUUUAUUUGUAAACUGGCUAAAAUUAAAUAAAAAAACAAAAGAAUAGGUUUUCACAUGUCUCAUUUACACUCAUUUUUACAUUAACUGAUCAUAAAAUCAUUUUCACUGUACAAAUUUUAUUAGAUCUACGAGUAGUGUAGUGAAACUUAUUUUCGGCCAUAAUUUAUUUUUUAUUUAUUGAGCGCAUUGAGGCGGUCAAAAAUCCUGUUUGAUUACAAAAAUUUAGAAAUGUUUAAUAAAAUAAAAUGAAGAUUUAA